This is a messenger RNA of Colias croceus (clouded yellow), 6131 nucleotides long. Its product is annotated as rotatin-like. The coding region runs from base 64 to 6093 and encodes 2009 amino acids. NCBI's taxonomy places the organism in Eukaryota, Metazoa, Arthropoda, Insecta, Lepidoptera, Pieridae. Gene Ontology annotation, cellular component: ciliary basal body; centrosome; centriole. The transcript has 33 exons. Gene Ontology annotation, biological process: centriole-centriole cohesion; ciliary basal body organization; centriole replication. The record is from RefSeq and is a predicted model, not a curated record.
CAUAUACCUACUCUUUGUUAUUAUUGCAUUUUUUUAUUCUAUAGUGUGUGAAUUUUAAGGAGGAUGGAAUCAAAUGAAGUAUUAGCUACCUACAUAAAAAAAUUACGUCAUCCUUUAAAAGAAAUACGUGAACGCUCAUUACAAUUACUAAUAGCUAAACUGCAGCUUGGAUGGGAUUUAAAUGAUGAAUUGGUUUUAAAUAGGGAGAUUCUUGCGGCUCUAUUAGCUUGGUUUAAUGUUCACCAACCUUCAAUGCAAGAAGAAUCUCUAGAAUUAUUACUUAAAAUGAUAAAGACAAGGGGAGGAAGUUAUGCAGUUAGAGAGUAUGGCGUACAGAACUUCAUUGAGAAGCUGCACUCAAUCAAAUCAAAGUUGGAGGGAAAUGCUCUGGAAGUGUAUGUUGAUAUCAUAGAGACUGUAAAAUUUUUACAUACAGUUGAAUCUCAUGAAGAUGUUAAUGUUCCAAGACUUGAUAUUCCAUCUAGUCGAAGUUCUGAAAAUGAUGGAUACUUUCAAGAGCUCUUGCACAAUGGUGAUAAAAAACAUGUUGAAGUCACUGAUGUAUCAAACAAUCACAUAAAUGACUAUAAGACAAAACAGUCAAAAGGGUUCAACAUUUUCUUAUUCCCAUGGGUUGAACUAAGUCCAUCAGAUUUUAAAACAAUUGUCCUCAUUGAGGAUUCACUGAAGCUUGUGAAAUCUACUAGGAGAUGUUGCAGAUUUAUUAGGGAUGUGUUUUUGUGUGACUUCCCUCCAGAAAUAUUUUUAAACAGACCCUCUAUUGUAAAGGCAUUAUUAAGUAUAUCUGACGGUCAGUUUGGCAGUUCCCCAGGAGAAGCUUUGAAUGUGUUACUGUGUAUAACAAAUGCUUUACACAAGAGAUUGAAACAACUCUUUUCUCCAGAUUUAGUAUGUGAAUCUACAAAGGUCAAUCUCGAUAACAGGGAAUCCUAUGAUGGUGUGAAUGCAGAACUAGAACAGAUUGUUGGCAGAACAAAUACUCCCAUAGAAGACACUUUAGCAGCAUUACGGCAGCUACCAGCCCCAAUAUAUGCUUUGGAUACUGCUCAUGCUGUUCUAUGUAUUAUGAUGAAGAGCGUCACACACAUAGACUCUGAAAAUAAAGAAUCUUUGUCUAUGAAAGAUUUCAAUACAUGUCUAUCUUUAAUAGAAGCUCUUAUAGAAUUUUUACUGGAAUGUGUUGAUGAAAGCUUCUGGAUAUCUGAUCAUAAUUCUAAGACACAAAGAGACAUAGCACAUAAAAGUUGUAUGACGAUGCGUAUGUUGGGCGAUCUAUUGAUUAAAUAUCAAAAUUCGUAUCAGUUAGAUCCAGAGCGCGUUCAACACAGACUAGCUCAGUAUCGAUUAAUCAGCUGUGCUGUGAAGCUUUUAAACUGGGCGCGGAAAUCGGCACUACCUCCUACAUCUCUCCUUGCGUCGUUACAAAACGGCCUUUUGGAUCCAGGGAUUGAUAUAUUUUAUCCAGAACUGAACAAACAAAUUGCUUUAGUUCUACAGAACGCAAAAUCUUCAGUUGAUCAAGAAUUCAAGAGUAAAUAUCGAGAGUUAAAUAAACUUUUUCUCAGUAUGGAUCAUGCAAAAGAAUUCAUAAAAUUGAAUAGUACCCGCUACAAUAAAGACAUAUUAAAUUGCAUUAAAAAGUCACUCCCUAUUCUGCAAAUACACACUAAUGAGAAUUUUCUACAUGACAUUUCAAGUAUUAUUGUAACGAAAGGAAAAGAUUUAAAUUUUGACGAAAGUGAUUGGUCAGCAGCUCGAAGCAUAGCAUUAUCAUUGAUGGCUCAUAAUAUAGACUGGGUUCAAUCCACGUUUUAUAAGAUAUUGGCUAAUAUGGUGAAGUCUGUACUAAUGAGUGAAGAAUCAAAUGAGUCGAACCAAGAAAAGAAUUUGACUUUGUUGAGUGAUGUUGGUAUAUUGACUGAAAUAUGCUGUCAUGCUUUAUCAUCAACGGAUAAACAGGUAGAAGAAAGCGCGUCGGAAAUAAUGCUAUAUCUGCUAAGGGGUCGACUAGUUCUUAGUGAAAGUUGUUGGUGGAGACUCUUAGCUAGCCUGCUGCCCAUUCUACCUUUAUUGCAUGUGUAUGCGGCGCAUGAUACGCAACUAGGUAAAGCAAUAUGCAAAUCACUAGAAGUCGAUAUAGCGGAGUGCAUGGGUGUGUCCACUGCGGAAAUGGUGUGGGGUCUCGUGAGAUUGCUGUUUGUUAAAUGUCCUGCAGUGCAAUUGGAUGCUGCACAUUCUUUGUGUAAUAUAUUGGACGAUGAUAAAUACUUACCACCUAAAGAAACUUUACGUACGGAUAUUUUGAUAAAUGCUUUGCGGCGGGUAGAGGUGCAAGACUUCAAUAUAGAUUAUAAUAGUUCUCCUACAAAGAUGUCACAGACAACUGGUUUAAUACAAGUAUUGGAUGUGCUAAAACAAGAUCUAGUGUUAGAUGAAGAUAGUUCAGAAUUCGUUGCUGACUCCCGAACGACCCAUCCAACUUUAGAACCGUCUCUCCGACGCAGCACCUUACAACAGCUCGCUGUUAUGAUGCGUCAGCAAGACUUACACGAUGCCUUUAUUCGUUAUGAUGGUCUUAAACUUAUUGUUGCCUUACUCAGGAUGUCACUUACAGUGGAAGACUAUUUAGCGUUCCCCGAAUGCGCACUAAGUUGCGUGUCUGUUAUAAACAGCGUGUGUUUUGUGGCAAGACACAACCUAUCGAAGUUGUCAGACCUGCCGUUGUUUUUGAUUAGAUCCAUUCUCGUGUUUCCCGCCAAUGACAGCAGCGUAGCCAUGUCUAUACAAGUGCUAGCUCUAUUAUCAUGGGCGGGGUUCGUACUACAGGAGUUGGAUACAGCGCGUCGUCGUGUGCCCGCACUACCGUUGAGUGUGACGUCACGUACGUCACUGCCGUUCGCUGUUAAUAGCUAUUGGCAUACUAGUGCUAAUGCUGAACACGCUUCUGUUGAAUGGCUCCUCAAUGAUCCAACAUGGCGGACGUCAAUCCGCGUACGCUGGUGGUGGGUUCUAUCCGGGGGCAAUGUGUCCCGUGGUUCCCCACAUUUAGUACAACCAAGAGAUCCCACACCAAGUAUACAAGACUUGGAGAUAUUGCGGUCUGCGUGUGUCGACUACUCGUGCGCGAAGGGCCUGUUGAGAUUUGAGAAUGCUACGACUCAUAUGCAAGUUAAGGAGGCGUUGUAUUUAUUGGAAGGUUAUGCUCACAUAAUGCCUACAUCGACAGUUUGUCCAAAAGAGUUUGGUAAUUUAAAAUGGCAGAAUAUGAAGAGAUUUUUGUCAGCCCCACCAGCUUCUGCUAGAGACACGGAUCUAUUAUUAAGUCUUUUACAUUUUAUUAUUGCUUACAUGGAUCAUGUGCCUAAAGAUGAUACCACAAUGUCUUGGAUAAAAUCUUCUUUUAUUGGGAACGAAGCGACCAUAAUAUCGCUUCUAAGCAGAGAAAGACUUUAUCCCCAACAGUCGUCUGUAGAAGAUAUAGAAGUGACCCAAUUACGUAUACACAUAGUUAAAGUUCUCUUGCGAUGCCUUUUAUUGUUGGAAGAGAGUCAGGACUACAGCAGUAGCCAAUUAGAAAGCUUGCUGAAAAUCCUCCUGGCGUGCUUGGAGCGAGUCGAUUUGAAGAAUUUUCAUAUGCUAGGAUAUCUUAAUGAGCUAAUGCGCUGUAUAAGAUAUGGUCUACAUUCUCGUUAUUGUGAAGUAUCAGAGGAAACGCUAAUUUAUAGUUUGAAGAUGAUGACUCGUGUUUUAAACGGGUGUGCGUCUGGUGGGGGGAGGAAAGGAAGAGCUUGUAAGUUGGACGCCAUGUUGGCUUUGAUGGCGGUGCUGAAGAAAGUUCGAGAACAAAAGAUACCUGUACAACGUUGGGGCGAACACUGCGACGGUUCCCUAAUGCACGCUAUAGUGCGAUGUAGCGGCGCGCAAACGCCCGAACUGCGUGCAGUCUCGUUGCAUGUAAUGGCGACGUUCGCGCUUUACGCACAACUCACGCCGCAACUGAUGCAGUAUAUCCCAAACGAGUCGCUUUGCCGAUUUGCCGUGGAAGUGUUCUCUAAAACCGGAGAAGCGAACGUGGUCCGAGCCGCUGCGUUAUUGCUCCUUACUGCGGUCACUUCUCGAGUUUCACCCAUGAACCAAAUGCUAGAGCAAGAAACACUUCAAACGUUCGAAGAUUAUAACUUCGUGGAAGAAUGCCUACAAGUUUUGAUAGAUUUUUGUCAUGAGAGUAGUUUUAAAGAUAAAAAUUUUCUUGAGCCAAACAUGCCACUAACUCUGCUAGAGCGUCGUACAGAGUUAGAAGUGCGCGCCCAAAAACACCAAGAUGUCAACCUGUCACCAACAUAUUCGUUUCAAAAACCAUCACCAACUGCUGAUGUUGUUAUAGCGAUAGCUGAUGUGUUUAAUAAUGUAAUAAUGUUUAAAAACUGCCCGGUACAAGCGUGGAAUGAAAUGGGGCUGUUUAGAGUUAUGUUCCGAUGUUUAUGCUGGUCGAAUGAAUCUCAAACACAAAUGGACCGUGUCCGCGGUACUAUUUGCCGCAGUCUGUACGCAGCGACGACGCACAAGUGCGUACGCACCGUACUAGCUUCUACUAAAGACUGCUUAUACAAUUUGAUAGUAACAUUGACGCCGUUUGAUGUGGGUGACAGUGAGGGAUUGUUUGCGCAGACGCAAUCGAUGAUAUUGCUCGGAUCGCUGAUUGUUGAUCGCUCAGCUAGCGACACCUUGUGGUGCGAAUUGAAGAAAAAUAAAGCAACGGACAUGUUUGAUGUGCUAUUACAGGCUUUGGAGAGCGAUGAUGAUGAAUUGCAAUCUGCGGCGACGUUUUGUUUAACUCAAUUGGCUCAAUCAAUAUCUCGCAAAGAUAAAUCGAAACAAGAAUCUUGCAAAGCAUUUUUAGACAAUAUAAAAUCAGCCAAAGAUCCACCUAAAGAUAUACUUUCUGCUGGCGAUAUGAUCAGGAAUGGAGAUUGUCAACCAGAAUAUAUUGUAGAAGAGAUAUGUAAAGUUUUAAUGGAUUUGUAUAAAGAGCACUUGGAGGAGAAGCGGUUUUUAGAAUGCCAAGAUGAAAGCUGGUCUUCUCUAUGUUCAUGUAUAUCAUCUGUAUUGUCUAUAAGUCCACGCGCUCGGCAAUAUUCGGCGCAUAGACAAUUCCCGCGGUUAUUGGUGGUUACUAUGCAGGCUUUUAGGGAUAGAUUGUCGUUGCAGGGAAAACCUGUGGAUGUUAUACGUAAUGCUAAUAAUGAACCCGUAUUGCAUAAUCUAUACUGGUUACUUACAUUAAUGAACAGUGCGAUGCUAAACUGUACCAUUGCUAAGGAAAGUUUCGCGGAGGACAAUAUAUGCGUGUCCCUCAACAAGCUGUGGCCGUGGUGCAUGAUGACUGAGCAAUUGAGAGAUGCACUAAUGCAUCUGUUGCUUAGUUUCACGAAUGAUUGUCCGAAAGCGUGGAGCAACAUGUGCACGUGCGUGUGCGGGCGCAGCACGGUGGGGUCGGUGUGCGAGCUGGCGGUCCGCGAGGCAGCUCGACCACGUGCUGGCGCUCUGCUGCCGCUGUUGCUGCGCGUGCUGAUACAUUGUGUGCCGCAUCAGCACUGCCGCACACUUGUGCUGAAGAGUGACGUACUAUCCCACAUAACGAAGUCCCGAGCGCGUGCCACCAGCCCCCCCAGCACGAGCACGUGGGUGCAGCUGUGCGAAGCGCUCAGUGUGCACGCGGACGGCGCGGGCGCGGUGCUGGCGGCGAGCGGGCGGGCCCCGCCAGCGUGCCUGCUGACGUCACUCGCGCACGCCGCACACCAUCAUAGACUGGCGUUUUUGCAGUCACCGGAACUCCUGGAACUAUUAUCGGGUUCGCUUCUAACGGGCGACACGAGCUCACUGGUGUCGGCGAGUCGCGCUGUGUGGGCUCUGGCCGCUAAUAACCAUAGGGCAAAACUAGUCCUCCGAAGUGCGGGUAUCACAACAGCCGUGCACUCCACAAUCCAACGACUACAGAGAUCCAACGAUGCGGCCGCCCAGCGAGCACUAGAACUGCUAACUUACACGCACACAGUACUACAAGCUACGUGAUAUCUUGCCUAAUUAAAUAAUGAUUUAUAAAAAAGUGA